UUAGACAGACAUGAACACCUUGUCUCCAAAGUUUGCUGGCUGGUGCUAAAGUUUUCAACCAAUUCUUCCUCCUUUUAUUCUAUUUGACUUUUUUUUUUAUGUAAUUUUAAUCUAGUGGCAAAUUAUCAUUGUAGUAUCUAGUUCCACCUUAGGAAUUUCCUAUCCACGAUGACAGAUGAUGCUGAAGAUAAACUGCCAAGUCUCCCGGGGUUUGAUACUCUUCAAGACUUUUUCAAGCAUGGCUAUAAAACUGUCAUGGAAGGAAUCAGAGCCUCAAACAAUUUGCCGACUGGUAGCAAGUUUGAUAUGUACACAAGUUAUCCUGACUUUCAUCAUCUCAUGAAGUGCCAAGGCGGUAAAGUUCUUGAUCUGAUAAAUCUCCUGCUGAGACACCAGGGUAUUAGUGGAAACAUUCACCAUCGAGAUUUAGAGGACAAAUUUGAGCUAGUGGUCGAAGGAAAUGAUGCUAUUCUGGAAAGAGUGGGUGAAAAUUUGGAUGAAUGGAAUGGAGUCCGGAGAAAUAAUGAACCGGCCAUCGAAGGAACCCAGGCUGGCCCAGUUCGCGUCAGUGGGAGUUGGAACAAAAACUUGAAAACCUCAGCUGUCUGGAAAGAGCGCCAAUCAAAUGAUGCUACUCAAACUGUGCGACUCUUGACGUCUAAAGUAACUGAGAGACCACAGCUUAAGUUCAAGGACAAAAUAGACAACAGCUCUAGUCCAUGGGAGCCUAAAAUCAAGGAGAAACCUAACGCCAUCAAACCACUUGCUAUUCUUUAUGAAGAAACAGAGUUUGGAGGAUGUUAUUCACAUCCAUAUGAAUUCGAAUUAGAAGCAUUCAAUCCUGAUGAUUCUCUUAUCAGCCGUGUCACGCCCAAAAAACCACCUCCUUUGGAGAAAACUCCCUUUGUUUUUGUUGACAAUGAAGAUAAACUGAAUAUAAUGGCAAAGUAUCUAAAUAGUCAGAAAGAAAUUGCCAUCGAUUUAGAACACCACAACUACCGAUCAUUCCAAGGAUUCACCUGUUUAAUGCAAAUAUCAACACGGACGCAAGACUAUGUAAUAGAUGCCAUAGAACUAAGAGACAAAUUGCACAUUUUGAAUGAAAGCUUUACCAACCCAAAAAUUGUCAAGGUUCUUCAUGGUGCAAGUAGUGACAUUAUCUGGCUUCAGAGAGAUUUAGGAUUGUACAUUGUUAACAUGUUUGAUACUCACCAAGCAGCAAUGCUCUUAAAUUUUAGUCAACUCAAUCUGGCGUUCCUCCUCAAACAUUACUGUCAAGUAGAUGCCAACAAACAUUUUCAGAUGUAUGAUUGGCGGAUCAGGCCUUUGUCAGAGGAAGCUGUAAAAUAUGCUCGUGAAGACACACAUUUCCUCCUAUAUAUUUACGACAUGAUGCGAAAUGCAUUGAUAGAAGCAGCCAACGGCCAAACUAAUCUUUUAAAGUCAGUAUACAGCCGUAGCACCGAACUUUGCAAAAGACGUUACGUCAAGAGUGUUCUAACUGAGGACGGGCACAUGGAUAUGUAUCGAAGAAGUAAAAAAUUGUUCAAUAACAAACAGAUGUAUGCGCUUGAGCAGAUUUACAGAUGGCGGGACAAAACAGCCAGGGAACUAGAUGAAAGUAUAGGAUAUGUUCUUCCAAAUCACAUGCUUCUCCAUAUUUGUGAGUCUCUACCUCGAGAAAUGCAGGGAAUUUUAGCUUGUUGUAACCCAGUUCCACCACUAGUCCGACAAAAUCUACUUGAACUCCACCAGAUUGUUUUAAAAGCAAGGGAACAGCCCCUGAUUAAGCCAAUAAUAUCAGAAGAAACAGCUGAAACACAUCAAAAUCGUCAGGAAUUAGCAUUAAAGAUGGAAUCUAAGGUGAAUUGUGUCCAUGACCUAGUAUGUAUGAAAGAUUUCCGACCUGAUCUGCCAACACUCAUCGGGAAGCACACUGAGCCUACUUCAAUUCAAGAUUCACAUCAGGAAGCUGUAUCAUGUGUAAAAACACCUCAACUGUCAGUCUUCUGUGGAAGCGACAUGGACACUUCUGAGGACGGCGAAGAGGAUGAAGAAGAGAACUUGGCUUCCGUUGCAGCUAAAUCUAUCAAAUUUGCCUCCCCAUAUCAACGAUAUAAAUCAACGAAACCAUAUUUGUUUGCCCUGGAAGAAGAAAGAAAAAAGAAAGAGGAAGAGAAAAAAUUGGCAGAAUCCAAACGUAUCAAAACUGAAGAGGAAUCAUCAGCUCGAAUGGAGUUAGUUGAAGAACAAAUCUCUGAGAAAUUGAAUAGUAUACGAGAUCAAGUCAUGAACACUACUUCACGCAAACGAGACCACUCUCCUGAAGAACAUUUGAGUGCUCUCUCUUCGCUGAACGAUCAGGUUGGCAAGAAAAAACGGAAAGCAGAGCCUCUGAACAUCAGGAGUGAUGAAAGAGUAACAUCAAACCAUAAUGUAGGACUCUUUAUCAAAGAGGAAAAAAAUGAUAUUAGUAAAGAAGCUCAAGUUUCAAGUAAUCCAAAUGCUGCUGGACAGUCCAGGAAGAAAAAGGAGAAAAGUCAGCAAGGGAAUUCUCGGCCUUCAACCAUUUCAGUUGAUUAUAGCUCAAUAAACUACAAUGAAUUUCAUUCAAACCCUGCUCAAAAAUCCGCCUUUUUAAAGCAGAUAGAUGCUAAAUUCCAAAGCCAAAAAAAGAAGAAAGGUGGUAAAUUCAAGAAGUCUGGUAAAGGAAGUGGAAAGAAGGGAGGUGCUUUCAAAAUCUAGUAGUUCUGUACCAAAAGGUAAAAUCUAUUCCUUUACUCUUAUGGAAAUUAGUUUUGCUUGAUCCUUCCUUUGAAAAAGUUCAACUCUCCAGUAUGUCUAUCAGGAAACCAAAAAAUAUGCACAUCAGCGCCAUCGAUGUGAAGAAAAGAGAAAAUUUCACUCAGCUCAUUCCCCUCAUCUUAAAAUAACUGAAAACUCCCCUUUUCUAAUUUUUUUAAUAGUUUUUGUCUUUUAUUAUCAGAUCCUUUUUCUUUGUUCAAAUCAGGAUUUUGUCAAUCUUUAUUUUUUAUCAGGUAUGAUUAUUUACAAGAGUCUCUCAGGAAGUAAGUUUUCCUGUUUAUUUUUUUUUUUUUUCCUCUCUUUUUUUAAGGAGUAUACAAGUCAAAAAAAAAUUCAGCUUCAGUUAGAAUGAUGAUGCAACUACAUACAAAUUAGAGUUCAUCAGUCACAUAAAAGUGAUGUGUAACUUUAUUUUUUUAAAAUUUUGUUAUUUCUUUCUUUCUUAAACUACAUGUUUUUUUGAUAAGUCUUAUUGUUAUCAAAAUGUGUAGAUCACAGUUACAUGAAUUUUUAGCAUCUUUAAUCGUUUUACGAACUCAGUUUCCGACCGAAGAACCCUCUAGUUUUACUGUUUAUUUUAACCCUAGUUGUUGAAACUAGGGCUGACCACUGUAAAUAUUGACACUACUUCUAUGAGCUUUUUACAGAAUUAAGUAGUGUCUUUUAAAUAUGUGUAAAUAUUGAUCUUGUGAAUUUUGUAAUAAAUUGUUUAUUUUACUCAUAA
Bemisia tabaci is the source of this 3529-nucleotide messenger RNA. RefSeq names its product exosome component Rrp6 (gene Rrp6). The record is from RefSeq and is a predicted model, not a curated record. NCBI's taxonomy places the organism in Eukaryota, Metazoa, Arthropoda, Insecta, Hemiptera, Aleyrodidae. Gene Ontology annotation, biological process: nuclear polyadenylation-dependent CUT catabolic process; poly(A)-dependent snoRNA 3'-end processing; TRAMP-dependent tRNA surveillance pathway. Gene Ontology annotation, cellular component: nucleolus; nuclear exosome (RNase complex). Gene Ontology annotation, molecular function: 3'-5'-RNA exonuclease activity; nucleotide binding; single-stranded RNA binding.